This is a messenger RNA of Rana temporaria (common frog), 1601 nucleotides long. RefSeq names its product zona pellucida-like domain-containing protein 1. The record is from RefSeq and is a predicted model, not a curated record. NCBI's taxonomy places the organism in Eukaryota, Metazoa, Chordata, Amphibia, Anura, Ranidae. The transcript has 11 exons. Gene Ontology annotation, cellular component: cell surface. Bases 52 to 1344 code for a protein of 430 amino acids.
AAGCUACGAGGACUCAUAUUCAUAUCCAACUUACGAUCCACAGCCACCAAAAUGUCCAUGGCAGGUGUAAUGAACACAGCUGCUAUAAUUCUAUUGUGUCUAAUGACACAAAAGUGUCUGGGAGUGACAUUAAAUUGCUCAUCCCUCUAUAACAGGUAUCCAGUAAACAGUGAUAUGACGGUCACUUGUGGUCCAUCCAGUAUUGUACUGUCUAUUAAUGCCUGCCCUAUUCAGUACGCCGUGUUUGACCCUGCGAUGCUGGCCCUUAAUGGAAACCAUAGUCUGGGCUAUUGUAAUGGAACUAUUGACACUUCUGUUGAGCCUCCAGUAGUAACUUUUAACUUCCCAAUUAAUGAUACCACACAAAAUUCAUGUGGAAAUGUUAUCACGAUUGAAAACAAUAUUGGAGCUGGAGAAUUCAUGCAAUUCUCAAACGUACAGACAGUGGUAAUCUCGGGAUAUGUGAACACUCCAGCGACAUCAGAGACAGGUCUCAUUUCCUAUAGUACUAACCUGAACUACAAUUUCUCCUGCUACUACCCCCUACAGUACUUAUUAAGCAACAUUGAAUUGCUAACAUCUUCAGCAAAUGUUGCUGUCAACACAAAUAAUGGUAGCUUCAUCAGCACCUUAAGUAUGCAACUAUAUGCUGAUGCAAAUUUUACCGUACCACUGCAAGUUAAUGGAACGGCACUUCCACUAAAACAGAAUGUAUAUGUUCAAGUGAAAGCCACAAAUUUAACAGCAAACUUCAACGUUCUCCUGGAUGAGUGUUUUGCAACUCCAUCACCACUGUCAACAACUACUGACAAAUUUAGCUUAUUGACCGGGUGUUCUUCAGACAACAAGACCAAAAUAAUUAUAAAUGGUGCUGAUAAAUCAGCCCAAUUCAGUUUUCAGACAUUCCGGUUUUUGCAGCACAGUGGCCUGCCAGCAUCAACCAUCUACAUUCAUUGCAUAACAAGGCUGUGCCAACCUCAGACAUGUCAAAACUUUUUGCAGUCUUGCAAUAAUGUAAACCAAACAACCCCUGGAGCAAGAAGGAGAAGAGAUGCAGACAGGGCCGCAACCGGAGGAACCACAGAACAGGUCACUGUGUCAUCUGGACCUAUUACCCUAAGUGAUGCAGCACUAACAGACCUAAUCUCAAGUCAGUCAAGUAGUGGGGCAGACACACAGAAGCUUGAGGGAACUUUGAUUGGACUCAUUGUUGGACUAGUUAUUGCUGUAAUAUUGGUGGCUGUAUUGGUAAUGGCUGGUUUCAUGUUAUAUAAAAUGUCAAGACAGCGGGCAUCUCAGAAUGAGAAGAUGGGAGUGGAUAACUUCACCUUUAAUGGAAAAUAAGCACUUUAACAAAAUACAGUAAUAUAUUCCGCCGAAAUUAUCUCCUUAAAUCACUUUAAAUUGAAGGAAGUGUUGAAUUUAUCUCUCAGGGUGAUACAAAUUAACGUUUAAACUUGUAAUCUGUAUAAUAUAAUUUAGUUAUGAUUGUUCAUUACAUGGAGCAUAUUAGUCUGAAUUAUUUUUCUAUAUUGCAAUGAUUACUUUUGAUUUGGAUUGGUUAUUUGUUACUUGCCUAAUAAAAUAUAUGAUCAACUUUA